This is a messenger RNA of Poeciliopsis prolifica (blackstripe livebearer), 2899 nucleotides long. Its product is annotated as myosin-2 heavy chain-like. Bases 1 to 2481 code for a protein of 826 amino acids. Gene Ontology annotation, molecular function: protein binding. Lineage: Eukaryota; Metazoa; Chordata; Actinopteri; Cyprinodontiformes; Poeciliidae. The record is from RefSeq and is a predicted model, not a curated record. The transcript is spliced from 29 exons.
AUGAGGUCUGCUGCUCUGUUCCUGCUGAUGCUCUGCAGCUCCGUUGGCGAAGGCCGAGCCGAGAUCUCUGCUCCCGCAGAUGAUGGCACCAGGACCGAAGCACGUCCCCCCAGAGACCUGAGCGUCCUCUGGGAAGAGGUGCAGGGCCUGAAGCAGCUGGUCCUCAGUCUGAAGGGGGAGCAAGUGGAGCAACGACAAGAACUCCGGACUGUGGAGAGUCGGCUGAGGGACGGGGAGAUGGAGGCAAAGCUGCAGAAGCAGAGCAUGGAUGAACUGCAGAUGGCGCUAGAUCUCCUGCUGACAGAGCAGACUUCUGGUCUGAGGAAGAAGGAGGCAGAGCUGGAAGAGCAGACCAAAGCUGAGAUAUCAGAGCUUCAGUCCAGAAUGAGCCGCAGUGAGAACUCAGUGGAGAUCCUGGAGAAGAAAAACUCCGCUGUUGCGGCUGAGCUGCCGUUCCUGCAGACCAGACUGAGGGCCAGUGAGAGCAGAGUGGAGCAGCUGAGGAGGAAGGACGCAGUUCUGACAGGCAGACUGUGCAACACGGAGAGUCUGAUGGAGGAGCUGAUGGGGCAGAUCUCAGAAAUCCAGGCCUGCAACACUUCAGCUGGGAUGGAGUCUGAAGUUCUGGUGCUGGACAGUCACCUGAACAUCCAGCUGGACGCGCUGAAGGCCGACAUUGAAGGUCAGAUUCAUGAGUUGGAAAACAAAGUGACGUCCAGUCGCCUGCGUCUGGACGACCUGAGAGCUGCUGCUGAGCAUCGCCUGAACGCAGCCCAGAGACAACAGGAUGAACUCAGGAACCACAACACAGAGUUGGUGAGGAGACUGGAAUCCAGUGAAAAACAGCUGGAAGAUCUGAAGACAUUGAGCACAUUCAUGGAGACCAGACUGGGAUCUACUGAGGAACAACUGGACCAGUUAAAGAACCAGUCUGCAGUUCUGGAGGUCAGACUGAGCGUCAGUGAGAGACGGCUGGAGGAGCAGGAAACACGGAGAUCAGCUGACAUCCUGGUCCAACUGGACUCCACUGAGGCUCAGCUGGUCCAGUUGAAGAACCACACAUCAGUUCUGGAGUUCAGACUGAGAGUCAGUGAGAAGAACCUGGAAGACCUGAAGACGGAAAACUCAGAGCUGGAGAAACGACUGAGGAUCAGAGAAACACAGCUGGACGACCAGAAGACAACAAGCACAAUCAUGGAGACCAGGCUGGGAUCUACUGAGGAACAACUGGACCAGUUAAAGAACCAGUCUGCAGUUCUGGAGGUCAGACUGAGCGUCAGUGAGAGACGGCUGGAGGAGCAGGAAACACGGAGAUCAGAACUGGAGAGCAGACUGAGAUCUAGAGGAAAACAACUGGAGGACCAGAAGACAACAAUCACAGAACUGGAGACCAGACUGGGAUCUACUGAGGGACAACUGGACCAGUUAAAGGACCAGUCUGCAGACAUGGAGAUUCGACUCGGAUCAACUGAGGGAAAACUGGAGCAGCUGGAGAACCACACAGCAGUUCAGUUCUCCCAGAUGGAGUCCAGACUAACUGAUGGAUUGAACAGAGCAGCAGGGUUGAUGAGGCGAAUCGAUGAAAAACAACUGGAAGAUCUGAAGUUCAGUAACUCGAUCAUGGAGACCAGACUGGGAUCUACGGAGGAACAACUGGACCAGUUAAAGAACCAGUCUGCAGUUCUGGAGGUCAGACUGAGCGUCAGUGAGAGACGGCUGGAGGAGCAGGAAACACGGAGAUCAGAGUUGGUGAACAGCCUGAGAUCCAGAGGAAAACAGCUGGAAGAUCUGAAGAUGUUAGACACACACAUGGAGACCAGACUGGGAUCUACUGAGGAACAACUGGACCAGUUAAAGAACCAGUCUGCAGUUCAGUUCUCCUGGAUGGAGUCCAGACUGACCAAUGAACAGCGCAGGACUGCAGAGUUUGAAACCCAGCUGUCAGCUGUGACUUUCAGACUGAACGUGACUCAGGAGCUUCUGGAUGAGCUGAAGAAACAAAGUCUAGCUGGAGCAGCUGAACUGGCUUCACUUUCAGAGAGACUGACUGCAGCUCAGGGGAACGCAGAAGAUGAGGUGAAGGUGGCGUUUUCAGCCGGUCUUACUGAUUCAGGAAUAGUCGGUCCAUUUGAUGAAGAAACGACUCUGAUCUUCUCCAAAACCAUCACCAACGUGGGCCGAGGCUACAACAACUCUGCAGGUGUUUUCACCGCUCCAGUCACAGGACUUUAUUUCUUCAGCUUCACGGCCGCAGAUUACCUGAAGGGUUACAUGGGCCUGUACCUUUACAGGAACGAGCAGCCAGUCACCUUCAGCCUGGACCUGAAUGACCAUGGAGGAUACACCUCCAUGACCAGUGCAGUGGCCCUGCAGCUGGACCGGGGCGAUCGGGUCCGUCUCGCUCUGCCAGCCAGCUAUCGGCUCUAUGACGACUCCAGAAACUUCAGCGUGUUCUCAGGUUUCCUGCUGUUCCCGGUCUGACCCGUCCAGCUGGUCAGGAGCAACAUGGAGUCUUCAUUCAGGCUGAAAUAAAAGUUGAUUUCUUUGGUCAGUGGAAAGGAUUCCAUGGUUCCAUUUUGAACAAACUCAACUCUCACCAGGCAGAUGAUCCACAUCUACAUUAUGACUCUAAACCAGGGUGUUCUAGUCGACCUCUAGUCGACAUCCUGCAACUUCAAGAAGCAUCUUUACUCCAACAGACCAGGAUCAACUCUGAACAGACCUGCAAACGAUCCAUUCAUUUCAUUCAGGUGUGCUGGAGCAGGGACGCAUCUGAACACUGCAGGACGGUAGCACUCAAGGAUUGGACUAGACGACCCCUCAAAGCCCAUCGAGCACUGAACACAUGCUUGGAACAAAUCAAUGGUUUGUUUUUCUUCCUUAAUAAUAAACACCUUCA